AUGAGCGUCUACACAUACAACAUUCUCAACUUCGCCGACACCCUCAAACGCUCGUUCGAGGAAAAAGUCGACGAACACGGAAAUGUUACCAAACGCGGGUUCAAGCGCGGCGACUUGAACCCAUGUCCAGAGCUCCAGGGCGACCUCUAUAACGCGGAUCUUAUCAUGUGCAGCAGAAAAUAUGGACCGGUGUUUAUUGCCGUUGGGUGUGCGGCACCCGAUACAAUGCUAUCACCUGACGGGCAGGCUCCCGACUGGGCUCGAGAGCGCGUUAAGGUAGUAUGUGGUUUACUGAGAAAUAAGCUACGAUGUUUGUUCGCGGACAAGAAGAACAAGCCCCGUGAUGGAUGGCCGCAGUACGGGGCUGUUAUUUAUGGGCAGGAAAUAUGUGUCUUCAAGGUGGAUUCUGAAGGUGGUGCGCAACAGGUGGAGUUUGAGGGGGAGAAGGUGCAUGAUAUUCUUUGGGGGAGAAUUAUACGUCUACUGGAUGGGAUUGUUGAGGAGUUUCAGAUCCCGGCUGAAAAUGGGACGCAGUAG
This is a messenger RNA of Aspergillus neoniger CBS 115656, 537 nucleotides long. RefSeq lists its product as uncharacterized. The transcript is spliced from 2 exons. The record is from RefSeq and is a predicted model, not a curated record. Bases 1 to 537 code for a protein of 178 amino acids. Lineage: Eukaryota; Fungi; Ascomycota; Eurotiomycetes; Eurotiales; Aspergillaceae.